AUGUUCUCAGAGAGUAUCCUAAACCAAUGGCCUUUCAACAAGCUCAUAAGACAAAGAGCUCUUCGGACCACUAUGAAACUCCUUCACUAUCAUGAUGAAGCCACCAGGUACAUAACAGGCGGAUCUGUGCCAAAGGCCUUUCAUAUGCUUGCAUGUUGGGUAGAAGAUCCAGACGGUGAUUACUUUAAGAAACAUCUUACUCGAGUCCCCGAUUUCAUAUGGAUUGGCGAAGAUGGCCUAAAAAUUCAGUCUUUUGGUAGCCAACUGUGGGAUACAGCCUUGUCGCUACAAGUCCUGAUUUUGUUAGAUGGUGUUGAUGAUGAUGUUGUCCAUGAUGAUAUUAAAUCAACUCUCCUUAAGGGAUACUCUUACUUGCGGAAAUCUCAAGUUACCGAGAACCCUCCCGGCGAUCACAUGAAAAUGUUUCGUCACAUUGCAAAAGGUGGAUGGACGUUUUCCGACCAAGAUCAAGGAUGGCCGGUUUCUGAUUGUACUGCUGAGAGUUUAGAGUGCUGUCUAUUCUUCGAGAGCAUGCCCUCAGAGUUUAUUGGCGACAAGAUGAACGUGGAGAAACUCUAUGAUGCAGUCAACUUCCUUCUCUAUUUGCAGAGUGCUAACGGAGCUAUAACAGCGUGGCAACCAGCGGAUGGGAAAGCUUGGUUAGAGUGGCUUAGUCCAGUUGAGUUUAUUGAAGAUGCGGUCGUCGAGCAUGAAUAUGUAGAAUGUACGGGAUCAGCGAUAGUAGCUAUGGCUCAGUUCGUGAAACAGUUUCCGGAGUACAGAAAGGAAGAUGUGAAAAGGUUUAUAACAAAGGGGUUGAAGUACAUUGAGGACAUGCAAUUGGUGGAUGGCUCAUGGUACGGAAACUGGGGAGUGUGUUUCAUCUACGGGACUUUCUUUGCGGUAAGAGGUCUUGUGGCUGCAGGAAAAACAUACAAUAACUGUGAGGCUGUUCGUAGGGCGGUUCGGUUCAUUCUGGCCACACAAAAUUCGGAGGGUGGGUGGGGAGAGAGCUAUCUCUCUUGCCCAAGCAAGAAAUAUACUCCUUUACCGGGAAACAGGACAAAUGUGGUGAAUACAGGACAGGCACUUAUGGUUCUAAUUAUGGGUGAUCAGAUGAAGAGAGAUCCUUUGCCUGUUCAUCGCGCUGCAAAAGUGUUGAUCAAUUCACAGUUGGAUGACGGAGAUUUCCCUCAAGAGGAAAUAAUGGCAGUGUUCAAGAUGAAUGUGAUGCUCCAUUUUCCAACGUAUAGGAACAUUUUCUCUCUUUGGGCCCUCACGCAUUACACGCGGACUAUGCGGCGGCUCUUCCCUUGA
Messenger RNA from Microthlaspi erraticum, 1317 nucleotides. Lineage: Eukaryota; Viridiplantae; Streptophyta; Magnoliopsida; Brassicales; Brassicaceae. The record is from the annotation of a GenBank genome assembly.